Molecule: messenger RNA, 983 nt
Organism: Juglans microcarpa x Juglans regia
Lineage: Eukaryota; Viridiplantae; Streptophyta; Magnoliopsida; Fagales; Juglandaceae
Product: transcription initiation factor TFIID subunit 13
Exons: 9
Coding region: 408-812 (134 amino acids)
Biological process (GO): transcription by RNA polymerase II
Molecular function (GO): protein heterodimerization activity
Source: RefSeq, a predicted model, not a curated record
CCGCUAAAUGUAUUGGUUAUAUUUGCGGUGGAAAGGGUCCCUGUGCCUUCUUCCCCCAACCCGAUGCGCUCCCUCUGUUCUCUGUGAGUUUUCUGCCGUGCCGUCGCCUAUCUCGCCUAGCCGGCUGCCCUACCUUCGCACCACCGCAGCCAACCUAUUCUGCCACCCCUCCGCUCGGUCUCCAUUUUAAUACCGUUCGAGGUUUGGCAGUGAUGUCUAGUUUUGGGAAUUCUUUCUGCAUCACAUGAUGGUCUCCUUAUGUUACCACUCCAGUUUCAAUUCCCAAAAGAAUUGUCUGAGCUUCAUCCACAAAUUCCAGGAGUUGCGAAGUUAAGAAGCAGAAUUUGGGUCUAGCAGUUUUUUGCUUGCAACAAUUACGUUAAGCUAGACUUAAUUGAGAGUUUGAUAUGAAUGCUAAUUCUGGGGGACCCUCCUCAAAAUCGAAGGCCGGGUCGUUACAACCCUCAGAAACUUCAUUUAAGCGUAAACGUGGAGUCUUCCAGAAAGAAUUGCAGCAUAUGAUGUAUGGUUUUGGUGAUGACCCCAAUCCGCUUCCAGAAAGUGUGGCACUAGUGGAGGACAUCAUUGUGGAGUAUGUCACCGAUUUGGUGCAUAAAGCCCAAGAUACUGGAUCAAAGAGAGGAAAGCUAUCGGUUGAAGAUUUCCUGUAUUUGAUACGCAAGGACAUGCCAAAACUUAACCGCUGUACGGAGUUGCUUUCUAUGAAUGAGGAGCUGAAACAAGCCAGGAAGGUUUUUGAGUCAGACGAGGAGAAGCUGAGGAAGGUAUUCGAGGCAGAUGAAGAAAGCUAGCGUCGAAUGUGUAACAAUUUAACCAUCAUCUGUGUUUACUUUCUCUAGACGUGGGAGUUUCACUUCUCUGGACGGUAGUUUUUUGGCUUACAAUAUUAUGAAUCCUCUUUCCGGAGCUCAACAUUUGGUGAAAGUAAAAAAUAAAACCUUGUCCCCUUUUUUCUUCAAAAA